AAAAAUGUCGGACAUGUCAAAUACCGCAAAGUGUCUCUCGUACGUUCCUCCCGUUUUUCUAUUCGCCCUACUUGUAUUUGCACACGUCAUAUACGUGUACACCUAUUGCAUUACAAUCAUAAGUGAAUACCCUGCAUUGACGUUCACAAAUCUAAUGAUGCUCGGCAUAUUGUUUUUGAAGUUAACCUGGGCGCUCAUAGCCACAGUUUGUGCUCCUCCAAAGUUGGUACCAGAAAAAUACAGAGCUAGAAAGGAAGAUUUUGAUGCCUAUCUGAAAUGUGCCGAUAUUCAGGCGCAAAAAGGGUUCUUGUCCAGUUUGGCCGAACGUAUGGGCAUAGUUCUGGACGAGAGAACAAACUUUGGAAUGUUAAGGUACUAAAGGUUCUGUGCAAUCUGCAUCCACUUCAAGCCGGAUCGAGCUCACCAUUGUUCGCAGUGCGGCACCUGCCUUUUGAAGAUGGAUCAUCAUUGUCCGUGGAUAGCAAACUGUGUGGGUCUGCACAACCAGAAAUUAUUUCUCCUUACAGUACUAUACACAGUACUGUAUUGUUCUUUUUACAUGGCAACCACUGGGCCCUUCAUCACUGACUAUUUCCAGGACCAAAAGUACGCCAAUCAUGUCGCUGUAACCGCAGGGUUCUCGCUUGCAGCGCUGUUAGAUUGUAUGGUUGUUAUAUUUUACUUCUACCACUGUAGUUUGUUAUUUAAAAAUAGCACUACCUUAGAAGGAAUACAAAAGGAAAGGUCGUUAGUGCAAGGAUCGAAAACCUACAAUUUGGGAGCUAGAAAAAAUUUCAUACAGGUGUUUGGACGCAAAUGGUACCGGUGGUUCCUUCCCGUAUACUCUAGUGAAGGAGAUGGGUGCAAUUGGGAGACUAGAGAGGCGCAGAACUCGACAGCACGAACAUGUAGCCGGAAUCGGCAUAAUCCUUAAUCUUAACUCGAACCUCAAAGUCAUUGGGCACAGUGAAUAUGAUAUAGAGUCAUUUAGUGUAUACGUAAAAAAAAUAAAGUGUAUUAUACGAUUCUCCAAAUAAG
Molecule: messenger RNA, 1038 nt
Organism: Acanthoscelides obtectus
Lineage: Eukaryota; Metazoa; Arthropoda; Insecta; Coleoptera; Chrysomelidae
Source: the annotation of a GenBank genome assembly